Messenger RNA from Lactuca virosa, 213 nucleotides. The record is from the annotation of a GenBank genome assembly. NCBI's taxonomy places the organism in Eukaryota, Viridiplantae, Streptophyta, Magnoliopsida, Asterales, Asteraceae.
AUGGCGCAAAUUAGCAGCAACAUUAUGAAGAAAGCUUCAGUUCUCGCCGUCGUUGCAUUCUCUGUGGCAGCCACCGUAUCAGCUCAAGCAACGGCUCCCGCACCUUCUCCUGACGCCGGAGUGGCCUUCUCUGUUCCGAUUUCUGGAGUUGUGAUCGGAUCUUCUAUGCUUCUAUCUCUCGUCACAUCUCUUGUGUUGGAAUUAUUUGGAUGA